Messenger RNA from Phialemonium atrogriseum, 2676 nucleotides. RefSeq names its product lipoxygenase. NCBI's taxonomy places the organism in Eukaryota, Fungi, Ascomycota, Sordariomycetes, Cephalothecales, Cephalothecaceae. Gene Ontology annotation, molecular function: oxidoreductase activity, acting on single donors with incorporation of molecular oxygen, incorporation of two atoms of oxygen; metal ion binding. Bases 442 to 2592 code for a protein of 716 amino acids. The record is from RefSeq and is a predicted model, not a curated record. Gene Ontology annotation, biological process: lipid oxidation. The transcript is spliced from 2 exons.
CGCCCAUGCUCUGCACGACAUGAAAUGGCAGCAUCAUACAUCAUCCGAUGACAACUGAUAUCUAAUAUUACCUUGUGACAGCCUCACGAAAACUGAUAGAAUAUUCAUGGAGGAGGCUCGCCUUCACCGACGAAGCUUACUGUCAGCCUUCUGUAAGCGCCGGCGCGGAGGUACCUGGUCAUAUUUCAGCUGAUGAGGUACUCGUUACUUCCGACUCCCCGCAUGCCUCGUAGGGCUGGUACUGCCCCUUGUGUUGCGGCUCGCAGAAACCCGCCGCAGCGGGGCAUAUAAGACCAAUGGCAUCCGGAUAUCUGGCCCAUCAAUGCUUGACCGGCAAGCAUGUCUCGCGCGGACCCUUCAGCCCCCUCUUGAUUAGACCCCCUAUUAAACCCUAGGCCAGUAUCAAGCAAACACUCUCUCAUCUUACCCCCACCCAUCGAUAUGGCCAAUCAUCUUCUCCCCACUCCUCCAGCUUCCAUACCGUGUUCAAGUCUAGACUCGAUCCUUGAGCAUGAGCCCGAGAAGGAGUUCUUGAGCAAGCUGCCGUUGAGUGUGCGCGAUGCAAUCUUGCCAAGCUACGAUACUGGCGUCUUCAGCAACGAGCUCGUAGACUUGAAGCUCUAUUCCAAGAUAGACCCCGAGGACUCGACCAAGGCCGUUGAUGCUGGCGGUAAUAUUACCGAGGGCACCUACGCGGGUACUCAAGUCGCCCUGACUCAGGUGUACUCUCAAAUCGAGCAGAGUUUCGCCACAUACUUUGACGUGCUGGCGGUGGAGCCGACGCUGCCCCGGUAUACCAGCCUCGAAGAGAAGAGGCAAGCGUUCAAGUUUACACCGUACCCAACGCUCCCAGACGGAAAGCCAGCCCAGUACCCGCCAGCCCUAGCUCACAUCCCCGCCGAAGAUGAUGUUGCCCAGUGGAAGAUCUUCAACGUGCUCGGCUUGGCCCAAGCCCAGGUAAUGUUGCAAAAGGUCACCCCGGACGAGUUCCUGGGGAGGACGAGGGAGUGGAUCCUCUCCAAGGCCAGGGCCGUGGUUGGUGGCUGCCCGCAGCAGGGGUUGACGAUCGACGACGUUGUCGAUUACAACCAGCACCACCGCAAGUCGGCGGUCGACAUCGCGAGAGGCAAGAACCUGGGCCAUCUCGAAGACUGGUACAGCGACCGUCGGUUUGCAGACCAGCAGUUUAGCGGUACAAACCCGACGACCAUCCGGCUUGUCUCGGAUUCCUUCCUCGGCGAAUUCGUCGCGGCGGCCAGAGCUGGCGGUUACGACAAAUGGGCAGACGUCCUGACAGAGGCAGACCCGAAGUCUCUCUUUAUGCAGGACUGCAGCUACUUCCGCGAGGCAGCAGGUGUCCCGGAUCCCGCCGGAGAACUGCACAACAAGCAGCCUGGAAGCAACGACAACUGGACCUGCUGCGCGGUCAGUCUCUUCCGCCUCCAUGAGGAUGGAAAGCUGCACCCUGUCGCCAUCUGCAUCGACUACAAGGGCUCGAUGGACAAGUCCGUCACUAUAUUCAACCAGCGGAUGCUCCCCACGGAUUCCACGGCUGGGGAGAAGGAGGACUGGCCUUGGCGAUAUGCCAAAACCUGUGCCCAGGUAUCGGACUGGAUCCGCCACGAGCUCGCCGUUCACCUGACGGAAUCCCACCUCGUCGAGGAGGCCAUUAUUGUUGCGACGAACCGCACAAUCCCCAUGGAGCACAUCGUCUACAAGAUCCUGUCCCCGCACUGGUACAAGACGCUCUCCCUGAACGCCGCGGCAAGGGCCUCGCUUGUCCCGCAGGUCAUCGUCGAGCUCAUCGGCCUCACCCCGGACCAGGCCUACAGCUUCAUCCGCCACUCAUUUGACAACUUCGACUUCCAGGCCCGGUAUGUCCCCACCGAUCUCCACGGCCGCGGCUUCCCCGCCGACGAGGAGUCCCUCGAGCACCCCCGCUACAGGAACUACCCCUACGCCAAGAACAUGCUUCUGAUCUGGAACGUCCUCCGCACCUACGUCGAGUCCAUGCUGGAGCCGCACUACCCCGACGACGCCGCCGUAGCCCGGGACCGGCACAUCCAGGCCUGGAGCGCCGAGGUGCAGACCAGCGGCCACGUCAAGACCUUCCCCACCAUCACGACGCGCGCCCACCUCGCCGACGCCAUCACCAUGUGCAUCCACGUGGCCUCGCCCUUCCACACGGCCGUCAACUACCUCCAGAACUUCUACCAGUCCUUCGUCCCCGCCAAACCGCCCAUGCUCUGCAGCCCCUUGCCCACCUCCCUGACCCGCCUCCUCUCCCUCGCCGAGCCCGACCUCGCCGCCGCCCUCCCGCUCGGCCGCCAGCGCGAGUGGCUGCUCGCCGCGCAGAUCCCCUGGCUCCUGAGCUUCCGCGUCGAGUCCGACCGCACCCUGCUCAACUACGCCCUCAGCCAGUACAGGGUGUGCCGGGUGGGCGGGCGCGACGCCCGGGCGAGCGAGGCGUUCUACCGAGCGCUGUGCGGGCUUGCCAGGAGGUUCUACUAUAAUAGCGUCGCGCAGGAUGAGGGCGCCGUGCCGUACAUGGUGCUGGAUCCGGGGCAGACUGCUGUUUCUAUCCUAAUCUGAGCUGAAUGGGGGUGGACGAAACAACCCGUGUAUGAUAGGGGUGUAAAUCUGUGGUUGGGGGGGAGCGUGGGUGUGGCCUGCGUC